Molecule: messenger RNA, 873 nt
Organism: Anopheles nili
Lineage: Eukaryota; Metazoa; Arthropoda; Insecta; Diptera; Culicidae
Product: 18S rRNA aminocarboxypropyltransferase
Exons: 3
Coding region: 1-873 (290 amino acids)
Biological process (GO): maturation of SSU-rRNA
Molecular function (GO): rRNA small subunit aminocarboxypropyltransferase activity
Source: RefSeq, a predicted model, not a curated record
AUGCAUAAGUUCCGUAGUGGUCGUAGAAAGAAUAAUCGUCGAAAUUUCCGUCCAGAUCGGGAAAGUCGGUCUUUGGCCGAAAAUAUAUCCGAACUUGCCGUGCAGAGCGAUGGAACAUCUUCAGAUGCAGAUAGUGAACAGGACACCACAUCUGAGAACGGUUCAGGGGAAGAUGGAAAGCGCAACGAUAAAUUCGAUAUUGGAAAACCACCUAAAUUUCCCGUCAGUAUGUGGGAUUUAAAACAUUGCGAUCCAAAAAAAUGUUCUGGUCGGAAGUUAGCUCGACAUGGUUUGAUCAAAACCUUACGUCUAGGUCAAAAGUUUCCAGGUUUAGUUCUUACACCAGUCGGUGUGAAUUGUAUUAGUCCUCAAGAUAGGGAAAUUAUAAAAACAUCUGGAAUUGCUGUGGUUGACUGCUCGUGGGCUAGGUUGGACGAAACGCCGUUCAAUAAAAUGCGUUCUCCGAACCCACGGCUGCUUCCCUUUCUUGUUGCUGCCAAUCCUAUUAACUAUGGAAAACCUUGCAAGCUCUCUUGUGUUGAGGCAAUUGCAGCGUCAAUGUACAUUACCGGGUAUAAACAACAAGCUCUAUGGUAUCUGAACAAAUUUUCCUGGGGCCAUGCAUUUGUAGAGCUUAACCAGGAGCUUCUCGAUGGGUACGCCGGAUGUGCAAACAGUAAAGACAUUUUGGAAGUACAACAAAAAUAUUUGGAAAACGCCUCCAGUGACCGUGAGAUGGUGCGCACCUUUCCUAGUAGUGAAUCUGAAGAAGAAGAAUGUUCGGAGGAUGAACAUAGUGAGAAUGAUGCAGUACAAGAUGCGAAGGAAAAGGAUCAGGACAUGCUAAACAAACACCCACUUGAAAAGCAGUAA